GAAGCAGUGCAGUGGUGGUCACACACUGUCAUCCCUUCCCUCCUUCAGCCAUACCUUGCAUAUCAACAACUAUCCAACCACUUCUGGAAUCCUGUUGACUAUGAACUGCCAACAUAUGGUUGUCACCAGACUCAAAAACUGAGAGUCAUUUGCAUUGAUUUCAAUGCUCUGCAAUCAGUUGAUCUGGCUGUCUGUCCUUGUGCACCUGCAGCCCUCCAACUCCUUUGGAUGGGCUACUUCCCCUGUGCCCCACUGGGGCCAACACUUGCUGUUAGCCUGCAGCUUCUCAGCUUUGUCCAACAACUCUUCAUGCACAUACCUCCAAACACUUCAGCAUGGUGUGAGUCCCUUGAGGCAUACCUUGCAGUUAUGGGUUAUGAGGUGGACACAAAGGAGGGUAUACACUGGAGGUUCAGUAAUGCAUAUCACUGGUAUUGUAUUCUGGAAACAUCCCUUGAUGAAUAUGUCCAACAAUAA
Pisolithus orientalis is the source of this 477-nucleotide messenger RNA. RefSeq lists its product as uncharacterized. NCBI's taxonomy places the organism in Eukaryota, Fungi, Basidiomycota, Agaricomycetes, Boletales, Pisolithaceae. The annotation marks the transcript as partial. The transcript has 3 exons. The record is from RefSeq and is a predicted model, not a curated record.